Molecule: messenger RNA, 973 nt
Organism: Dendrobium catenatum
Lineage: Eukaryota; Viridiplantae; Streptophyta; Magnoliopsida; Asparagales; Orchidaceae
Product: HVA22-like protein e
Exons: 5
Coding region: 40-642 (200 amino acids)
Source: RefSeq, a predicted model, not a curated record
AGUCAUCUCCCUCUGCGCAAUACAAGUGUGUCGGCAGUUAUGGUCGGUUCUACGUGGAACCGCCAUCUGCCUGAGGGUGACCUCACCGCUCCUCCACAGUCAACUUUACUCCCUUAUAAACCUCUCGAUAUUCUCUUAAGCCUUGCUUAUCCUCUUCUCUCCCUCGCUAAAAUCCUUCUCUAUCCGCUUCUUUUUAAUCUGAAUUCGGAAAGAAGAUCACGAAUCAUGGCACAAAUCUGGACUAUACUUUCCAAUCUCUAUUCUGUUGCUGGGCCCUGCGUGAUGCUGUUAUACCCCUUAUAUGCGUCGGUGGUGGCAAUAGAGAGUCCAACAAAGGUGGAUGAUGAGCAGUGGCUGGCCUACUGGAUUAUUUACUCCUUCUUAACCUUGUUUGAGAUGGUUGCAGAGCCCUUGCUGUCAUGGAUACCCAUAUGGUAUACGGUAAAGUUGAUAUUUGUGACAUGGCUGGUGCUUCCACAGUUGAGGGGAUCGGCCUUCAUUUACAAUAAGUUUGUAAGGGAGCAGCUGAGGCUAUAUGGAUAUGGAGGGCACAAGGAAGACAAGGAAGUUACUAAACCCUCCUCACCCAGUAAGGGUAGGAACAAAUUUCUUGGGCUUGCUCGCUCGAAGAAGGGGGAGUAGGAGCCCCAUUAGGCAUCAGCAUUUCAUCCUUGGACUGCUGAGAGACAGCUAACCAUGCUUGUAUUUUAUAAGGUGUGACAUAGCAAGUAGUUAGAAAAAUAAACCAUAUUAAGAUGGAAGUUCUUAUCUGUCAGUUGUGUUGUUUUUUUGGUUAUACUAUAUAGUGCUGAUGCAUCUGUAAAAAUGUGAGUUUUUUCUGGGUAGUGGUGAUUACUAUGUGUUGUAACUAUGUUGUAACUAAAAUGUUACCUUUUGGUUUUUGACAGCUCAAACUUAUUUGUUUUUGUUGGGAAUGAUGAAAGCUAAGGCUCAAAUCUUGUAAUUACAAAAA